UCGGUGCAAAGUGAAUCGUAGCGUCUACACAAUAAAAACCUCAUAAGACAAAUAUAAAUAUAAAUAUAAAUAUAAAUACUAUAUAAUAAUAAAAGUGGUAAAAGUGCUCUAAAUCACAAAGCUUUAAAAGAGUGUUAGCAAAACGCGUGAUAAGUUUUGAAAGUAAAAGGCGACGAUAUCGAAAGUGAAACAAACGAUAACUAAUAUAUAAAGAAAAUAGUACAAGUUUAAGUUUUAAGACACUUUAAAAACAAAAAUAGAAACAAAAUGACUUCUGCUAUCAGUAACAUACUGCAAAGUUUGCGCCUAAGCUCGGCGUCGAAAAAACCCAAUAAUACUUCCGCAAAUCCUGCGCUGCAUAAAACAUUCCCACAGGAACCCAGCAAUGGCCUACUACCACGCGGCCUUGCCGAAAUCCCACUGUCCGUUGUGGCACAACAUGAUGAGUACUCCGACUGUUGGAUUGUCAUUUACGAUCGCGUUUAUGACGUCACACAAUUUCUCCGCGAUCAUCCAGGUGGCGAGGAUAUCAUAAUGGAGCAUGCCGGCCGCGAUGCAACUUUGGCUUUUCAUGGCACGGGACACUCACGCUCGGCGAUCGAACAAAUGGGCGACUAUCUGAUUGGUGAAUUACCGGCCAAGGAGCGCAUCUUCAGCAAGGGUAGUGCGAAAGUGCUAUCUAUUGACGUGCCACAGUGAAAGUAGAGAGCGAAAGAGAGGAAGGAAGUGUCUGAAAAACUGAUCACGCUACUCACUGUACAAUCGCUCACAUGUAUGAUAAGGCACAUGUAUGAUAAGCUUUGUGCUCACUCGUACUGAUACCAACACUGCACUCACUUGUUCCUAUAUAAAAUUUGGUGAUAACCGACUCGAAUCAGCUAGUGCCUGCUGAAUCUUAUCACUUUUGGCGAAGCAAUUCUACGCGUUAAUGAAACCUGUGACCCAUAAUUUAAGAUACGUGAGUGAAUUAGAAAGUGAUUUCCAAAGUUUAGACAUUCAAACGCAGAUAGUAUAGAAAUGAAAUUGUGUAUGUGGGAUGAAAUAAUACUGAAAUUUUUCUACAACAUAGAAAAUCCAACCAUAACUUUACAUUUUACAAAUUUGUAAACAAACACGCAUACAUACUUAUACAUAAAUUCCAAUCAAAGCUGCUUUUGAUGUGACAGCUUUCUUCAAUGCAAUUCCUGUUUACAAUGUAGUAUUGUUGUUGCAUUUAUAACUACGUAGUGUACUUAAGUAACAAAUAGUUUAAAACAGAACAUUCAAACAGAAAUUUAGACCCGUAAUAUUACUUGUUAAUAUUUAUAUUAAAAAUUGUUUCAGCAAAUUUACCGUUACUGUACCGCUAUUCAAAAUCAUAUUUGACUAUUUAUUUAACACAAAAUAUUUAUGUUGAAAAUCGUAAAAAUAUUUAUUUGCUAGAGCUAGUUUUAAGUUUAUGUAAAUGAUGUGUCUUACCGACCGUGCCGUCCACUUAAAUGUACCAAACAUAUGUAUAUAAAACUUUAAA
Messenger RNA from Bactrocera tryoni, 1510 nucleotides. RefSeq names its product cytochrome b5. Bases 268 to 699 code for a protein of 143 amino acids. Gene Ontology annotation, cellular component: intracellular membrane-bounded organelle; membrane. The transcript has a single exon. NCBI's taxonomy places the organism in Eukaryota, Metazoa, Arthropoda, Insecta, Diptera, Tephritidae. The record is from RefSeq and is a predicted model, not a curated record. Gene Ontology annotation, molecular function: heme binding.